Puntigrus tetrazona (Sumatra barb) is the source of this 3889-nucleotide messenger RNA. RefSeq names its product Sad1 and UNC84 domain containing 1b (gene sun1b). The transcript has 22 exons. The coding region runs from base 434 to 3226 and encodes 930 amino acids. Lineage: Eukaryota; Metazoa; Chordata; Actinopteri; Cypriniformes; Cyprinidae. The record is from RefSeq and is a predicted model, not a curated record. Gene Ontology annotation, molecular function: protein-membrane adaptor activity. Gene Ontology annotation, cellular component: nuclear envelope; meiotic nuclear membrane microtubule tethering complex. Gene Ontology annotation, biological process: nuclear envelope organization.
AUCCGUCUGGCUUUACUCUGUUGUGGAAGCCAUUUUGGGAUUUUCCUAGUAGUAAUUGUGAGUCAAGCUCGUAACUUUUGUGUGUUCCCGCGAAGCCCGCGGGGAUUCGGAUCCGGUGUUUGGAAACGCGGCUUUUUCCCUGUUUUUAUUUGCGCGUGUCCGUCGAGAUGCGGCGCACAUUUUGCGCAUCCUCCAACGGGAUUGUCAUUUCUGUACUGGACUACCUUCAAAACAACGGCAGAUUAUAGAAACUGAUGGUCAAACUGGCAAGUGCUGGAAUAUUUCGUUGCUAUUCAUGCUUUCUCUCGAGCCGUUUGCGCGGAUGCGGUGAUAUUUGAGACCAGAAAAAGAGGUGGAAGAGAUUUUCUCUGGAUGUUCAGCCUGUCUCUUGGAUACUGGAGAGUGGUUUUCUGGAUCUCCGCUGCUUUUCAGAAUGUCAAGACAUGCAGUUAGAGGAAAGCGUGCUCCGCGAAUUACCAUGGAUUUUUCCCGCCUGCACACGUAUACUCCACCUCAGUGUACUCCGGAUAACACGGGAUAUACCUAUUCACUCAGCUCAAGUUACUCGACCGCAGCCCUUGAGUUUGAGAAGGAGCAUCAAAUCAAUCCCGUGUACGACUCGCCCAGAAUGUCCCGCCGUAGUUUGAGACUACAGACCAGCAGUGGCUUUUAUGGUGACAACAGCUUCACUGAGCGCUCAGGCGUUCACAAUGUCAGCUCCUACAGGCAGACCAGCAGCAGCAGCAGCGUCAGCAGGUCUGUGCGAAGCAGGAGGCAGCAGCAGGGCUCGUCGGUGUACGAGUCUGAGAGCGUGUCUCGGAGCGUGACUCAGACUCCUCAGAAAGAGCAGACCCUGUCAGACCUGAGUUUCACCAGUACAGCCAGUGAUGCGUCUCUGAUCUCCAGCCUGCUGGAUCAGUCCACGCUCAGACAGAGCUCUAGGACUCACACAUACUCCGCAAGGAGAAGAAGAACAGCUCACAGCUCUCUGCUGGAGAAUGGAGACCUCAGUAAAACGGAAGAGCAAACCGAUCUGGCUAACGGCUAUAUUUGUAAGAACUGCUCGUUCCACGCGGAGGAGAAGGAGGAGGAAACGGCAUAUUCCUUACCGUACUCGACAUCGGUGUCUUCGGCGUAUCAGACAGCCGCAGACGCCGCGAUGACCUCUUCUCUGAACAGUGUUGACAAGACAGCUCAUGACAGCUACUGCGGCAGUGUGAACGUGCGAGAUCUGGUGACUACAGACAGCCAUCUCAAUCUCAACGGCUCACUCUGUGAUGACUGUAAAGGAAAACAGCACAUGGAAAUGCACACGGAGCACAAACGCUAUUCCUACGCCCACCAUGCAUACGCAGCCUUGUGGGCCCUUGUUUCUUACACAGGUUACGGGCUUCUGCGGGUUUGCCGAGGUUUCGGCUCGGCCGGUGCGUUCGUGACCCGGAAGCUGAAGUCCGUUCUGUGGCUGGCAGUGUGUUCUCCAGGGAAAGCAGCGACUGGUGCCUUCUGGUGGCUGGGAACAGGAUGGUAUCAGCUGGUCGCACUCAUGUCUCUGAUCAACGUCUUUCUUCUCACCAGGUGUCUGCCCAAACUCCUGAAGCUUCUUCUGUUUCUCCUACCGUUACUUCUGCUGUUUGGAUUAUGGUACCUCGGUCCGCCCAUCGCUCUGUCCUUCCUUCCAGCCGUAAACCUCACAGAGUGGAAAACGGCAGUCACUUCUUUCGCCUCACUUCCUCCACUCCCUUCUCUCCCAUCUCUUCCCUCUUUGCCCGCAUUACCUUCUUUCAUAAAAGAACCACUGGCAAAAGAAGAACACAUCUCUCCUCCUGUGGUCUCACAGGCUGCGUCAGAGUCCAUUAACAGUGAGCGCUUGGCUCGGCUGGAGCAGCGUGUGGCAGCGCUGUGGGAAAGCAUCCAGCAGGGGGAGCUGAAGGCUAGACAGCAGCACGAGGAGGCCGUGGGUUUGGUUCAGACCCUCCAGGACCAGAUGAACACACAGACAGACAGAGAGAGUCUCAGCCUGUGGGUCUCUCAGCUCCUGGAGCCCAAGUUUACCGCGCUCAAGGGAGAGAUGGAAAAAGCAGCGGUCAGCAGGGCAGAGACUGAGGAAGAGCACGUGCAGCAUCAGACGAGUCUUGAAGCUCGACUGGCUGAGCUGGAGCUCCUGCUGAAGAACCUGAACUCUAGAACUGAGGAAAUCCAUCUAACACAGCAGGCUCCAGCGCAGGCUCCUGUCAGUGUUGGAGUCUCUCAGGAGAAGCAUGAUGCUUUGCUUACUGAGGUUCAGAGGCUGGAAGCAGAGCUGGGCCGCAUCAGAGGAGACCUGCAAGGAGUGAUGGGAUGUAAAGGCAAAUGCAACCAACUCGACACCAUACAUGAAACCGUGUCAGCGCAGGUGAAGGAGCAGUUGUCCGCUCUGCUGUACGGUCGUGACGGAGGUGAGGCAGAGAUUCCCGAGCCGCUGCUGCCCUGGCUGGCCUCUCAGUACACACGCUCUUCUGACCUCACCGCGACCCUCGUGACCCUGGAGCGCAGCAUUCUGGGAAAACUGUCCCUGCAGCUGCAGGAGAGCAAGCAGCAGCAGUUCUCGGCUGAAACGGUUACUCAGACCGUCGCUCACACCGCCGGGGCUGCUGGCAUGUCUGAGGAGCAAGUCCAGCUGAUGGUGCAGCGUGCGCUGAAGCUGUACUCGGAGGAUCGCACCGGACAGGUGGACUACGCUCUGGAGUCUGGAGGCGGCAGUAUCCUCAGCACACGCUGCUCUGAGACCUACGAGACUAAAACCGCCCUGAUGAGCCUGUUCGGCAUCCCGCUCUGGUACUUCUCACAGUCGCCUCGGGUCGUCAUCCAGCCGGACAUGUACCCGGGAAAUUGCUGGGCAUUCAAAGGCUCCCAAGGCUAUCUGGUGAUCAGGCUCUCUUUAAGCGUGGUCCCUACCUCCUUCUGCCUGGAGCACAUUCCCAAAAGCCUGUCUCCUUCCGGAAACAUCAGCAGCGCACCGCGCCGCUUCGCCGUCUAUGGAUUGGAUGAUGAAUACCAGGAGGAAGGGAAGCUGCUGGGAGACUACGUCUAUCAAGAAGAUGGAGAAUCACUCCAGAUCUUCCCAGUUACGGAGAAGAACGACAAGGCCUUUCAGAUCAUCGAGAUGCGAGUGCUGUCGAACUGGGGUCACCCCGAAUACACCUGCUUGUAUCGCUUCAGAGUUCACGGCAGACCUCACGCUCCCUGAUCAGGCGCCGUCACAUCACUAUAUAACCCUUUAUGUACAUACAGGAAAAAACACUUUGACGCAGCACGGACGAAACUGGGCUUGCUAGACACAUUUUUAAGACUCUAAUACGAAUGAUGGCCGAAACGGAGUUACAAGGAGCACAGCGGGAAAGAGCAAGACGUUUAAGCUAAGGAUCGCCACUCAUGUCCUCCCCAAGUCCCUGUUCUUGCACUGAUUCAAGCCUGCUACGCCCCUGCACCAUGCGCUCUCUCCCGUAGAGGUAUCUGUGCCUUCAGACAGAACACGCUUCUCUCAUUCUGUGUACAGUGGGGGUUUUUUUUGUUUUCUGAAUGUACGGAGAGGAGUGAAGUUCAGGAAGCUGGACUUCAGGCGCCGCCGCCGCGAGGUGGCCAUCAGCUAUGAGAGGGGAGUAUUUGGUCGUUUAUAAAACCUUUACAACCACUAAACCGGUUCAUCUCACCGAACCUAACGAGAAUGCGUCUGGGUCAUGUUUCGCCACAAAUCAGUUGAGAAAUUAAUGCUAUUAAUUCUGCUAAUUUUAAAAAUCUGAUUUUUUUUGCGUUGUGAUUUUUCAUUUUUAUUUUCAUUUCAUAAUUUGCAUUGAUUUCAUGCAAAAAAAGUUUUUAAACCUUUUAACAUUGUAAUUGCAUUUGAUCAACU